UUUAACAUUUGCCGUAAUUUAAAGACAAAAUUAUAGGUUGAUAAGAUGCCGAUAACAGUGUAGAGACAUUAUAAAAUAUAGUGGCUUUUGGUAAAAUAAUUUACUAAAUACUAAAUCGAAAUAUAAUAUAUAUUGAGAAAAAAUAACUGUACUUGCUUCUUGCUUAACAUCUUAAUCGGAAAAUUAUGUCUACAGGAUUCUCCACAAGAAGAGGAAUUUUGUUUGUACUAAUUUGUAUAGAUUUAUUGAUACAUUCGACAUCUUACACUGUGAACGACGCAAAUAAAAUCCACAAGUUCUUAUUUAAUCAGACUGAUGAUGGUUACAAUAAACUAGUCCUACCUAACUACCCAGUAACUGUCAAGGCAGAGUACACCUUGCUGGCUCUCAAUUCUUUGGAUAUAAAGGAACAAAUAUUUGAGACAUCAGGAUGGUUUACCGUGGUAUGGAUUGACAGUCGAUUAUCAUGGACAAAUUCAUCUUAUGGAAAUAUUGACUAUAUAUUUGUACCCGAGGACCAGGUCUGGCACCCUGAAUUGAUUGUGCAGAAUUCUAUUGUGGAAUUACGGAAAAAUCUUGGUGCCGAAAAAAUAGUCCGAAUACAAUAUAACGGAGAAGUACAAUGGGAACCACCAGCUGUUUUAUCCACGGCGUGUGACAUGGAUGUCACGUACUUUCCAUAUGACAGUCAAACUUGCACCAUAGAAUUAGCUAGCUGGGGUUUCCCUGCAGACGUUGUCAACUUAGAAUUCCUCGAUACUCAAAUAAAUUUAGAAGAAUACAACAAAGAUGAAGAAUGGAACCUAACAACAACCUCCCAGAAAACAUAUAAUAUAACUGAAGGCAAUCUGAAGUUUUCGGAACUUUUGUUUCAAAUGGAGUUUAAAAGAUAUUAUGGUCAUUACCUUAUGAGCGUUAUUUUUCCGACCAUUUUAACUGCCGUAUUAACAUUCGUUACAUUUUUUCUGCCACUUGAAUCUGGAGACAAGAUCGGAUACAUUCUGACAGUGCUACUUGCUUUGGCGGUUUUAUUGACGUUAUUUUCAGACAGUAUGCCUACAACAUCAAAACAUACUUCUGUUCUUGUGGUAUUUCUAACAGUUACAUUAGGAAUGGCCUCUCUUGUGAUUAUCUUUACGAUAUUUAUCAUAAGACUUUUCCAUCAACCAGAACACGACAAGGCACCAAAAUGGAUGCAUUCCUUGGCAAGGAAAUUCUUGAAGUUAAAGCACAGAGCCGGAAGAAUAAAUCAUCUUGAUCAUCUUGACCAAAGGCAGAUUACUGAAAAUGACCAACCAAAAGAUGGAAGAGUCUGCCUGGAGAGUAGUAAGCAAUUUACACCGUACACCAACAAGGAGUUAGCAGAAUUUUUCGAUUAUUUCCUGUUUGGUGUUUUCACAGUUUUAUAUAUUUUGGUUCUUUUGUGUUUUCCAAUAGUUCUUAGCACCUCAACAUGAUGCAAACAUGACAUUGAAUAUGAACUGCAUGUAUGUUUCAAUUAUAUUAAUAUAUAAUUAGUGUGGUAAAACAAGUUCCUGUUUUUGACAUGUAUAAUGCAAGAUAAUAAUUAUCACUUAUUGUAUCACAUAGUAUUGUACAAAUCAUUUUUACUAAUGUUAAUUCCUAGAAUUAGUAUUACAUGUUUACACAAACGUUUUCUUGGUAAUUCAAGGCAUGAAGUGUCUUCGUUGCGCUUUAUCUCUUUACUUUUGUCAGUUAUGCCUAUUUUGGACAUUUGGUGCAAGCAACAACUAUUCAACAUGUCCAAUGCGUAGAAUAGUGAAAUGCAGCAGGUUUGGAUAUUGUACUUAAGCGUUACACAUGUGUACGAUGUUAUCAUUACGUAAGUUUUAAACAGUAUCAUUCAUUUAAAACAAAACGCUACAAAUGAAUUGUUGGUUUUUCCCUUUUAGAAAUUGCUAUGUUUUUACAAGCAUACAUAUAACUGUUGUCAAAAGUGAAUUCAGCGCCAUAGAAAAUAUUCUGCUCACACCUGAAGAUCCAUGAACACCUUUCCUCAAAACAUUACUAGAAUUUUUUGUUUUCGAAUAUAUGCGAUUUUUGUUAAACGAUAAAAAAAAAUCAUAAUUUGUUCUCAUAUUUCUGUUCCCUUCCUCUCACCUCCAGUUGGUGGUUUCAAGAGAUUUCUAGUAUAAAUAAGUUACAGAUAGAAAAGGAUGGAUAUUACUUGACUGAAAAAAGUAGUACAGCCAAUAGCGACUGGAAAUGUAACCAUCCUACGUAGCAUUCAUAUAUGUUUUCUUAAACGAUCAAUGGUGAUGAAAAAAGAUUGACCCGAUAAAAAAAUAUGAAUGUUUGUUGAUGAUUAUUGAUAUACUCUUUUAUUUGAAAUAUAAAUGUUUCCGUCCAGUUUCAUACUAGAAAACCUUAAAAAGUAGACCAUUUAUUAUGGCGUUUAAGUUGUUAGUUAAAGUCAGCAACCUCCACAACUUAAUUCUUUUUUUAGCCAAUUUGAAGUCUUUUGAUCUGGAAAGAAUAUGGAAUCUGUUUCAUCCCAUGUCAAAUUCUAUGACAAAAAGAACAUUCUGCACCUUCAUAUGAAAUAAAUAUUCUACGAUAUAAUUCUGUAAAACCAACUUUGCAAAUAUUUAAUCAUACAUUACACAUGCUAAUAUUAAUUAAACAUGAAAACCUUCAUACAUUUUAAAUGAUAGACGAUACAAGCAGCAAUAGUACAAUAUAAUUUCUUCAUGGGUGUAGUGUGUAUGGCUUUGGCGAAUACUUCAUGACAUACCACCAAAAAAACCCAUCAAAAACCGUUUUAUUCCUUUUAAGAGCAGUACAGAAUAUGUCUUUUCAAAAUGUGAGAUUUUGACUUAUUCUAUCAAACGGAAAUCGAUAUUCUUGUAAACGAAUGAAGUAAAACUACUCGUACAAUACAGUCCUAAAAAUCGAAAUUAUGCCGAAUGGAAUCAAAAUACAAAAUUUAAAGUGUUAAAUUAGAAGAAACUUGUAUACAAUUCAAUUACCAGGAACUUCGAAAAUAGAAGCAUGGUCACUCUUGGUCUUCUUCUGACUAGCAUUAAAACUCUUGCCGAAAUAGGGCGUCCAUUUGGCUGUGCGGGAUUUACAAAUACGCUGUCACGUCCGGUCAGCCUAAAUGGGGACGUAAAUCUGAUGCCUCGUGUAGAGAAAGUGUCAUGCUCUCUGCAUAUUAAGUACCCUUGCAACAAUACUUUUAGGGGUACGAAGGUGGCUAUUCCAAGACAACAUUUUAGGCCCUACAUCCACUUUACCCUCAUUUUCCAGAACGUGUCAGUCCACAUUUCCUCUUCAUCCCGAACGGCGUCUUUUAAUGACCUACCUGUUAUAUUUAUUAAAAACCAUGCUUCAAUAUAGUUUAAUUGUCCGUUUUCAACAUCAAUCGCAUUUAAACUUAACUUUCCUUUCACCUUUCAAACCAUGCUGUGGAAUGGUUUAUCUCCCCUUGUUGACCCCAUGCUAACGUAUCAUUUAACUGCCGUUUUGACACUAUGCUAACACAAGGAUUAAAUCCUUCUUUGAUACUAUGUUAACGUAUGACUCAUCUUAUCUUUCUCAGCAUUUUGAUGCAUGGCUAACAUCCGUUUUGGUACCGUGCAUCCGUAUGGUUUAUCUUCAUGUAUCGAUUUAUAUGUACAUGUUUGAAAUCAUCAGUUACGGUCCAUAGACAAUAAAGCUUUACACCUGCCAAAGCCAAAGACUAAUUUUGUAAAGAAAACAUUAAAGUACUCAGGUGCACAAAUAUGGAACAAUUCUUUAGUACCAGGUCAUGAAAUCGAGAGUUGUAUUCCAUUUGUUUCGUUGGUUGAUAUAGUCUUACGUUUGAUUUUGUCAGUUUUUGUGGACUCCCCUUUUUAAUUAACUUUGGAGUUCGGUAAUUUUAUUCAAACUGUUUUCCCUCAGAAGUAAAAUAUUGUAAAUCCUUUUAAAUACUUCAAAUAGAUAGUUUAAUCUUCUUUUCAAUGAGAAUCUUUGAACACUUUCUUGAAUCAGGUGUUGUGACUACUAACUUAGAUUUUUAUUAAU
Messenger RNA from Mytilus californianus (California mussel), 4029 nucleotides. RefSeq names its product acetylcholine receptor subunit beta-type unc-29-like. Lineage: Eukaryota; Metazoa; Mollusca; Bivalvia; Mytilida; Mytilidae. The coding region runs from base 186 to 1457 and encodes 423 amino acids. The record is from RefSeq and is a predicted model, not a curated record. The transcript has 6 exons. Gene Ontology annotation, biological process: signal transduction; monoatomic ion transmembrane transport; regulation of membrane potential. Gene Ontology annotation, cellular component: synapse; neuron projection; postsynaptic membrane. Gene Ontology annotation, molecular function: acetylcholine-gated monoatomic cation-selective channel activity; transmembrane signaling receptor activity.